Echinostoma caproni is the source of this 396-nucleotide messenger RNA. The record is from the annotation of a GenBank genome assembly. Lineage: Eukaryota; Metazoa; Platyhelminthes; Trematoda; Plagiorchiida; Echinostomatidae.
AUGAUCGGCACAGCGAUCAAAUUACCUGAGGAUGAAGCCACUCCGGAACGUCGAUCAGAGAAACUGUUCAACCAGAUGGACACAGAUCGUGACGAUCGAUUGUCGUUGGAGGAGUUCACGCUCGGAGUGAAAUCGGACGAUAUGAUGCUUCGUGUUCUAGCCAUGAACACAAGCGAUCCAGAUAUCCGACUCAAUGUGGAAGGGGCUAACCCGAAAGACGAUUGUCCACCCUCAAGUGGACCACCUCUUGAGCCAAGGCGAUCCGUCGCAGAUUGUCAGGCAUUAAAAUCCAGCUCAGAUUUCAAUUUGGGCACAGGAUCAUCCAAACAUCUGCGCACUACGCCUGGAUGCACGCGUACUCACCUGUUCUCGGAUUCGAACAGCUCACAACGAUAG